This is a messenger RNA of Coregonus sp. 'balchen', 8016 nucleotides long. The record is from the annotation of a GenBank genome assembly. Lineage: Eukaryota; Metazoa; Chordata; Actinopteri; Salmoniformes; Salmonidae.
CAUCCUGGACAUCUGUGCCGCCCACCCUGCUCUCCUCUUUCUAUCACUCUCACGUUCUCAUCCAGCCAAUGGAAGAAAAUAAAGAGAUAGCAAGCUGUUUUCUCUCCAUGCUGCUAUUCAUCACCCCUAAUCUAUUUCUUUGCCCUUCCUCACCUCUGUCUCUUCACCCUUCUCUUUCCCCAUCACUCUCUCCUUCUGAAGAGCUUCUCCAUUCUCUGUCCCCAUCUCUCUCUCCUUCUGAAGAGCUUCUCCAUUCUAUGUCCCCAUCUCUGUAUCCUUCUGAAGAGCUGUCUGGUUCUAUGUCUCUGACCCAACAUGUAUGUUUUUCCCUGUCUGUCCCCAUCUGCAGGAAGCUGUUGGAGGUGAAGGUCAUUGAUGAUGAGGAGUAUGAGAAGAACAAGACCUUCAUCAUCCAGCUGGGCGAGCCUGUGCUGCUGGAGAUCGGACGGAAACAUGGUCAGUGCAGAGCCCUGCGGGUGCAAAGCUGCCAUUUAGCAGCCUCAUGUUAUCACUGUCAUAUUUAACAGUCUUAAAUGUUCUGUUUCACACGAUCAGUUAUUGGAAAAACACAACAGCUGUAUAUGAAGGAUAGAAUGAUAAUUCUGGUAGUGCUGUAGUUUUUUGUUGUUGCCCCUGGCAGAUCCAUGUUGUUGUAAGUGAUGAGGUUGCGGCACAUAGAAUCACAACACAUGACAUCCUUAACCUGUCAUUUAUGUUAUUCCAAAUAUAGGGAUUAUGUUACUUUCAUAAACCCAUUAGUGGGGAUUGGUAACAUAAACGCCCAUUAAGAAAUACAUAUUGAAAAACAAACACAUCACCGAAAUGUAUGUUAUGGCCAGGAUAUGUCCCUGAGUGUACUAAUGGUUAUAGCUGCACAUUAAUUGGCAUUAGUGACUUGGGGGGGAUUUCAUCAAGACUGAGAGUAGUUGGUUCAUGUUGGAGCUGUUUCUCCAGGCUAUUCUUCUCACUGCACAUGAAUUAUAGUCUUUUACACUAAUGUAAUGUUGUUGGUGCAUUUAAAUGAUUCCUGCAACGCUGAUACCCACGAUAACUUUUUUUUAAAAUAAUCCCCCCUCACAGAACUCUGUAUAUUGAUACAUAGGUAUAGUGUUUAUGCACAGAGCAUUAAUUUGAUAAGUAAAUUACAUUGCGUUUUUGUAUACAGUGAGCUCCAAAAGUAUUGGGACAGUGACAUUAUUAUAAUUUUUUUGGCUCUGUAAUCCAGCCAGCAUGUUGGAUUUGAAAUGACACAAUGACUAUGAGGUUCAAGAGCAGACUGUCAGCUUUAAUUUGAGGAUAUUGCCAUCCACAUCUGGUGAACCGUUUAGAAAUUACAUCCCUUUUGGUACAUAGUCCCUCCAUUUUAGGGGACCAAAAGUAUUGGGACAAAUGCACUAUAUUAAAGUAGUAGAAAGUUAAGUAUUUGGUCCCAUAUUCAUAGCAAGCAAUGACUACAUCAAGCUUGUGACUCUGCAAAUUUGUGGGUAUGCAUUUACUGUUUGUUUUCGUUGUGUUUCAGAUUAUUUUGUGCCCAAUAGAAAUGGGUGGUAAAUAAUGUAUUGUGCCAUUUUGGAGUCACUUUUAUUGUAAAUAAGAAACACUUCUACAUUAAUGUGGAUGCUACCAUGACUACGGAUAAUCCUGAAUGAAUCGUGAAUAAUGAUGAGUGAGAAAGUUAGAUGCACAAAUAUCAUACCCCCAAGACAUGCUAACCUCUCACCAUUAUAAUAACAAGAGAGGUUAGCAUUUUUUUGGGGGGGUAUGAUAUUUGACAUUGAAGUGUUCCUCUCUGCUUCACAGGAGACUCCAAUGAGAACAAGCCAGCCAAUGAUGAGGAGGAGGUGUCCAAGAUGGGCUGUCCCAGCCUGGGAGAACACACCAAGCUGGAGGUGGUGAUAGAGGAGUCCUACGAGUUUAAGGUAACCCACAAAAACAAACCCCCACAGACACCCCCUCUCUCCCCUGUCCCCCUCUCUCUUCUGUCCCCCUCUGUGCCCUUCUCUCCUCUGUCCCCCACAGACACACCCCUCUCUCCUCUGUCCCCCUCUGUGCCCUUCUCUCCUCUGUCCCCCUCUGUGUCCCUCUCUCCUCUGUCCCCCACAGACACUCCCCUCUCUCCUCUGUCCCCCUCUGUGUCCCUCUCUCCUCUGUCCCCCACAUACACCCCCCUCUCUCCUCUGUCCCCCUCUGUGCCCUUCUCUCCUCUGUCCCCCACAGACACACCCCUCUCUCCUCUGUCCCCCACAGACACCCCCCUCUCUCCUCUGUCCCCCUCUGUGCCCUUCUCUCCUCUGUCCCCCACAGACACCCCCCUCUCUCCUCUGUCCCCCUCUGUGCCCCUCUCUCCUCUGUCCCCCACAGACACCCCCCUCUCUCCUCUGUCCCCCUCUGUGCCCCUCUUUCCUCUGUCCCCCACAGACACACCCCUCUCUCCUCUGUCCCCCUCUGUGCCCCUCUUUCCUCUGUCCCCCACAGACACCCCCCUCUCUCCUCUGUCCCCCUCUGUGCCCCUCUUUCCUCUGUCCCCCAAAGACACACCCCUCUCUCCUCUGUCCCCCUCUGUGCCCCUCUUUCCUCUGUCCCCCACAGAUGCACCCCUCUCUCCUCUGUCCCCCAUAGACACACCCCUCUCUCCUCUGUCCCCCUCUGUGCCUCUCUCUCUCCUCUGUCCCCCACAGACGCACCCUCUCUCCUUUGUCCCCCUCUGUCCCUGCAGCAUCAUAUUUGUGACCGGUCUUAUGUUGGAUAAAAGUAGAGACUCAGAGCUACAAAAUGGUAUAUCGUACACUGCAGUUGAGGAACAAUGGGAAAGUAAUUUUGCUUUGAAAGUUAAUAAACUUGUAACCCCACUUUUUAGAAAAUGGCCCUUGAAUGUUUUGGUACACCUACUGGAGAGCUCUUCUUUGUCUACACCUAUUCAGCAUAUUUCACACCCUUUUAAGCCUUAACCCCACCCAUCACUUUAAGGAUUCACAUGUGAGGCCAUGUGCUAAACAGAGUGAGUAAAGAAGAGCAGUAAACAACCAAUGAUUUUCAGACUAAAAGUCUAAAAGAUACAGUGGGGAAAAAAGUAUUUAGUCAGCCACCAAUUGUGCAAGUUCUCCCACUUAAAAAGAUGAGAGAGGCCUGUAAUUUUCAUCAUAGGUACACGUCAACUAUGACAGACAAAUUGAGAAUUUUUUUUCCAGAAAAUCACAUUGUAGGAUUUUUUAUGAAUGUAUUUGCAAAUUAUGGUGGAAAAUAAGUAUUUGGUCACCUGUAGCUCAGCUGGUAGAGCACGGCGCUUGUAACGCCAAGGUAGUGGGUUCGAUCCCCGGGACCACCCAUACACACAAAAAAAAAAUAUGUAUGCACGCAUGACUGUAAGUCGCUUUGGAUAAAAGCGUCUGCUAAAUGGCAUAUUAUAUUAUAUUAUAUUAUAUUAUAUUACCUACAAACAAACAAGAUAUCUGGCUCUCACAGACCUGUAACUUCUUCUUUAAGAGGCUCCUCUGUCCUCCACUCAUUACCUGUAUUAAUGGCACCUGUUUGAACUUGUUAUCAGUAUAAAAGACACCUGUCCAUAACCUCAAACAGUCACACUCCAAACUCCACUAUGGCCAAGACCAAAGAGCUGUCAAAGGACACCAGAAACAAAAUUGUAGACCUGCACCAGGCUGGGAAGACUGAAUCUGCAAUAGGUAAGCAGCUUGGUUUGAAGAAAUCAACUGUGGGAGCAAUUAUUAGGAAAUGGAAGACAUACAAGACCACUGAUAAUCUCCCUCGAUCUGGGGCUCCAUGCAAGAUCUCACCCCGCGGGGUCAAAAUGAUCACAAGAACGGUGAGCAAAAAUCCCAGAACCACACGGGGGGACCUAGUGAAUGACCUGCAGAGAGCUGGGACCAAAGUAACAAAGCCUACCAUCAGUAACACACUACGCCGCCAGGGACUCAAAUCCUGCAGUGCCAGACGUGUCCCCCUGCUUAAGCCAGUACAUGUCCAGGCCCGUCUGAAGUUUGCUAGAGUGCAUUUGGAUGAUCCAGAAGAGGAUUGGGAGAAUGUCAUAUGGUCAGAUGAAACCAAAAUAUAACUUUUGGUAAAAACUCAACUCGUCGUGUUUGGAGGACAAAGAAUGCUGAGUUGCAUCCAAAGAACACCAUACCUACUGUGAAGCAUGGGGGUGGAAACAUCAUGCUUUGGGGCUGUUUUUCUGCAAAGGGACCAGGACGACUGAUCCGUGUAAAGGAAAGAAUGAAUGGGACCAUGUAUCGUGAGAUUUUGAGUGAAAACCUCCUUCCAUCAGCAAGGGCAUUGAAGAUGAAACGUGGCUGGGUCUUUCAGCAUGACAAUGAUCCCAAACACACCGCCCGGGCAACAAAGGAGUGGCUUCGUAAGAAGCAUUUCAAGGUCCUGGAGUGGCCUAGCCAGUCUCCAGAUCUCAAUCCCAUAGAAAAUCUUUGGAGGGAGUUGAAAGUCUGUGUUGCCCAGCGACAGCCCCAAAACAUCACUGCUCUAGAGGAGAUCUGCAUGGAGGAAUGGGCCAAAAUACCAGCAACAGUGUGUGAAAACCUUGUGAAGACUUACAGAAAACGUUUGACCUGUGUCAUUGCCAACAAAGGGUAUAUAACAAAGUAUUGAGAAACUUUUGUUAUUGACCAAAUACUUAUUUUCCACCAUAAUUUGCAAAUAAAUUCAUUAAAAAUCCUACAAUGUGAUUUUCUGGAUUUUUUUUUCUCAUUUUGUCUGUCAUAGUUGAUGUGUACCUAUGAUGAAAAUUACAGGCCUCUCUCAUCUUUUUAAGUGGGAGAACUUGCACAAUUGGUGGCUGACUAAAUACUUUUUUCCCCCACUGUAUAGUCCUUGGCCUAUAUCGUAAUCUGACUUUGAUGCAGGUCAUAUUGUUCUUCACAUUACUGUCUCUGGUAAACACACACUAUAUCAAAUAAAAUCAAAGUUUGUUUUUCACAUGCACAGAAUACAGAAGGUGUAAAUGGUACAGUGAAAUGGUUACUUGCAUAUUUGCCUAGUAGCAAUAUCAAAAAUAGAAAGUGUCCAGAUAAAAAUAUUUUAUAAAUAUUUUAUAAUUAUUAGAUGAUGCUUACCCAGACACCUGUCUAAAUUGAGGGGUCAUGUGAAAUAAAUGCUAUAACCACCCCCCAGCCACAUCUAGCUAAGUGGAUGGGUCCCAUGUAGCUCAGUUGGUAGAUCAUGGCGCUUGCAACGCCAGGGUUGUGAGUUUGAUUCCCACGGGGGGCCAGUAUGAAAAAAUGAAAAAAUGUAUGCACUCACUAACUGUAUGUCGCUCUGGAUAAGAUCGUCUGCUAAAUGACUAAAAUGUAAAUGUGAAAUGUCACUAUUUUCUAGACAUUUUCAUAAAAUACAACAGAUGGCUGUAAUCACCCCCAGACACACCUGGCUAACUUGAGGGGUCAUGUAAUCAUCUAUCAUCUGGCGAAGUGGAGUCUUUUUUUAAACAUAGCUAGUUAGCUAAACAAUGAACCAUAAUCCCAACCCAUACUACUAGCAAUACAAAACAGAUUGUCAUAGCUAGCCACCAUUCAUGAAAUGCUGUAGUAUGAAUCUGCAGGUAGCUAACCAACUAGGUUCAAUGUUAUCUAGAUAGUUAGCCUUACAAUAUGUUAUAACUAGCAAUGCAAAUGGAUUUCUGAGACACUAAUAAUAUUACUACACAGAUCAUACAUGUAAUGUUAGCUAGCAGUACGCUUGAACUUUCAAUGAAAACACAUUUCUGACAAAAUUAGAAACGUAUAAUAUCUGAAAAUGUAGCUAGACUCUUACCCGUAUACAUGGACGAACGCUUCACAGCAGACUUGAACCCCUUUAACUUUUUUUUUGUACAGCUUGUUUAGCCUGCAUUGUGUCAAGUCACUCCGGUUCAUGCUGACUGUGUGCAGAAAGUAGUCCAUCGCUAAAUUCAGGGCAGUAAUGUUGUUGAGAGCAGUAGAAACACUUUUGCAGUUCUCCAUGGCUAACGUUAUAUCUUUCAAAAAAGCUGCAGUAGCAAUGAUUAUCUACACACACUGAGCAGCUCAUGUUAUAGACAGAAGCAUGCUACAUGGCAGACCAAUCCGAACUCAUCUCUCGGCAUGUCCAGCCCAUCCAUUAUCUCAGGCAAUCAUAGCUAGCGGGAAGGUUCCUGUCUUUUUCCAUGGCUAAACCAACUAGGCUUGUAAUUUAACAAUUUUAUUUAUAUUUACAGAUGACAUACAAGUUUGUUUUUAAGGCACAUGAAGGUUCACAUGUUCCAGAAGGCAUUUCUGCCAAAAAAAACGAAUUGCCUCUCCUGUGACUUGCGACAUACGCCUAGCUUCCUGAAAUGGGUCACAUUUAUUAAAAGCAUUUCUUUCGCCAGUGAGAGAGGUCACUGUCUUGUUACUCCUGUCGAGGUCUGCCCUCCCUCCUCCUCCUGAGAGGAGACAGUCUGGACAGAGAGGCCAGCCAGGUCGCCCGCUCGGUAGAGCCACUGAGAAAGACGGAUGGGUCAUUGCCCUCUGCCAAAGGAAAAACAAACGGGGCGAGAUGACAUUGACAAAUGACAAACCACACAAAUCGUAAACAUCAGACCAACCCUGACCCCUUCCACUCAAAAUAUGACAUCACUUCUAUCCAUUCUAUGUAUUGAUAACUCUAGUCUAGGCUGAAAUCUGUUUUUAUUUUCUUGCUUUUUUGUUUGUUUGUGUGUUUGUGUAGAACACAGUGGAUAAGCUGAUUAAGAAGACUAACCUUGCUCUGGUGGUGGGCAGCAGUAGCUGGAGAGAGCAGUUUGUCAAUGCUGUCACUGUCAGUGCAGGUGAGUGCCUCUCUCUCCUUCACUCCUAAAUCUCUGGGACAGACUCACUAACGCUGCAUGCUCUUGUAUUAAUGGAGAGUUAGAAGUGUGGUGUUCAGGUCAGAGAAAUCACACUCUCUACUUUGGGAGGUAGCAGUAAUGAAGUCACAGACAUGCAAAGUUGCUGUUUGAAAAUGUAUAGAUGCAAGAAGCAGUGUCAAGUUCAACUUCAUCCCAAGCAAAGCAAUAAAAGGGUAAUGAAUUUCGAAACUAUAUAAUUGCACCAACAUUCACACUUUUAACACACACUUUUAUUUUCCUACUAGCACUGACUUUGUUGAUAACUACUGUACCUUAUUGAGGAAAAAUGGCCUUACUAUGACUGUGAUAUGUUGUUGUCUCACCUAACUAUCUUAGGAUGAAUGCACUAACUGUAAGUCGCUCUGGAUAAGAGCGUCUGCUUGCUAAAUUACUCAAAUGUAAAAUGUAACUGUAAUUUUGUACCACAUAAAAGUUGAAUAAAACGCUGUAUCUCAUUAGAAUGAUUUGUACUGCAUGUGUAAACACCUCUGUCAUUCUCUCCCCCAGGGGAUGAUGAUGAGGAGGAGAGUGGGGAGGAGCGCCUGCCAUCCUGUUUCGACUACAUCAUGCACUUCCUCACAGUGUUUUGGAAGGUUCUGUUCGCCUUUGUCCCGCCCACAGAGUACUGGAAUGGCUGGGCCUGCUUCUUUGUGUCCAUCUCCCUGAUUGGUGUUCUGACGGCUGUGACCGGGGACCUGGCCUCUCAUUUUGGCUGCACAGUAGGGCUCAAGGACUCUGUCACUGCCGUAGUAUUUGUGGCUCUGGGGACUUCCGUUCCAGGUGGGUGCCUGUCUAUCUCUGUGUAGCCUACUCUCUCUGUCUGUCACUCUUUCUCUGGGCUGUAUCUGUGUCAUGUCUCUGUCAGAAUCAGUUACUGUUUUCUAACUGUCUAUUUCUACUUACUUAAUGUUCUCCCAGACACCUUUGCCAGUAAAGUGGCGGCCAUCCAGGACCAGUACGCUGAUGCCUCCAUCGGCAACGUAACGGGCAGUAAUGCGGUGAACGUGUUCCUGGGCAUCGGCGUGGCAUGGACCAUCGCGGCUGUCUACUGGAAGACCAAGGGCAAGAAGUUUCUUGUAGAGACUGGCUCGCUGGCCUUCUCCGUCACCCUGUUCACCAUCAUGGCGUUUGUGUGUGUCCUGGUGCUGAUGUACCGCCGCCGGGCC